Molecule: messenger RNA, 2113 nt
Organism: Paramisgurnus dabryanus
Lineage: Eukaryota; Metazoa; Chordata; Actinopteri; Cypriniformes; Cobitidae
Gene: olfml3a
Product: olfactomedin-like 3a
Biological process (GO): signal transduction
Source: RefSeq, a predicted model, not a curated record
UUGAAACCCUGGAAGUCCCUGUUACUGGUCCAUGAACUCUCCAUAUCCAGCUGCUGCACCUCAGCCUCUCAGAGUUCUGAAUCUACUUUGAUUUGGUGGAGUACCUGAAAGUGUUUCUUGUCCAAAGCUACCAUGAAAGCAAUCAUAUCCUUCAUUCUCUUCACCAUUUUGACUCAGUGUUCCAGAGGCCAGUACCACUACCAGGGCCUGAUGAACUACCUUGAAAAUCGGAUGAUUGCUAUGGAGGAACGUAUUGCCCUGUGGCAUGAACAAAACAACCGCUACAAUGCAGACCUGAGUGAAUUUAGGCAGCAAUCCACAGAUCUGUUAGAGAAGCUGGCCAAGGAAUACAAUACAAUACGAUUGGACAUGGAGGGAGCAGGAGCACGGGUGGACCGAGUGGAACGAGAAAUGGACUACAUCGAAACCAAGAAUCCUCCUAAGCCUUGCGUUAAAGCAGCAGACAAAAUGGUAGAACAGGACGUGGUUGUCAAAGAGAGGAACAAGGACGAGUUUUUUGAGGUUUCUGUGUGUGUUGACCUUGUAUCCAGUAUUCGAGCGAUGAAGAUUCUUAAAAGGCUCGGGAGUCCCAAAGGUGUGUGGACCAAAGAUGCCAGGUCAGCAAAAGUCUAUGUCUUCAACAGCACGUCUGAUAACACCCUAUAUGAAUUUAACUCAGUGCGAGAGCUCUCAGCAUCAUCAGAAAUGUCUAAAAGCAGGCAAAUCACCCUGCCGUCUUCUUGGAACGGGACUGGGCAUGCAGUAUUCGAUGGCUUUCUCUACUAUAUCAGCGAAAGCUCAGAGCUUCGAGUUAUUAAAUAUGACCUUAAAAAUGGUACGGUUGCAGACAGCGCAGUUUUCCCCCUUGAAGAUAACAGCCCGGUGUACAACCUUAAUCCAGAGACUCUGGUGGACCUAAUAGCAGAUGAGGAUGGGCUGUGGGCCCUGUAUUCUUCUGGGGAUACCAUUAAUUUAGCUAAGAUGGACUCCAACUCUCUGGAUAUAGAGCAGAUGUGGGACACGGCUUGCCCGAGAAGCAACGCCGAAUCGGCUUUUAUUGUCUGCGGCACAGUCUAUGUGGUUUAUAACACCAAGCCACCGAGUCGCUCACGUGUGCAGUGUGUAUUUGAUGUGAAUGAUAUGGUAAGCAGCGGCGAAGCCCCUCUGGUUUAUUUCCCCAGGCGUUACGGAGCUAGUUCCAGCCUAAAAUACAACCCGGAGGAGCGACAGCUUUAUGCCUGGGAUGAUGGGUACCAAAUCAUUUAUAAGUUAGCGCUGAAAAAGAAGCUGUGGGCAAUAAUGCCACCUCCGGAAGAAUAGAAAGUGUGCUUUUGGAGCCCAUAAAGGGCUUUACAACUUUGGCUAUAAAAAAGUUGUUUUCUUCAACUUCAUUGGUACACAGAGGUUUUGCUACAGUUGCACAAUUUAUUAAAAUGUAUAUAUGAGACAAUAUGCAGUUUUCUGAUAAAGGAUGGUUGACUCAGUGAUAGUUGGAAAUGGGAAUUCACAAAAGCGAAUCGAUCCUUGAAAUGACUGAACCAAUGUUUAUUUUGGCAUUUUUGAAAUACAAGAACCUCUUUAAACAUUACAAUUUAUAUUGCAAGUACAAAUGAUCAAUACAAAAUUAGAAAGUUGUUCGAUUCACAAGGGAGAAGAAACAGGUUGUUAAAACACAGCACACAAGAUUUAGCGAUGAGGUAAAUAACCAGUUUAUAUUUCUAAACCUUAUUGUAUAUUAUUCACUUACAGAAACACACUCUAUAUUAUUUGAGGAUUACAACAUAUUAAUAUUGUAUAAACAGGUAAGACCAAAAAAAACGUUGUAUUUUGUCACAACCAUUUUCUCAACAAGUUAACUGGUAUUUUCAAAGAUUCCGUUAAAAUAUUAAAUCUAUUUUACUAUAUAGAAAUAUUUAAAACUUAACAAUUAUCCUGUGAGAUGGAGGACAUAAUCUAAAACUAGCCCCGAGUGCCAUAUAUGUUUCAAGAUAUUUCAACACCUCAGCUGGAUAUGAGUGAAAAGUCAUUGUUCUGAAAUCUUGAGCUAUAUACCCAAGCAGCAGGACUGCUGCCUCAGUUAACAAUAAACUUCCUGCAUAGAAGAUUCACUUUA